Molecule: messenger RNA, 423 nt
Organism: Purpureocillium lilacinum
Lineage: Eukaryota; Fungi; Ascomycota; Sordariomycetes; Hypocreales; Ophiocordycipitaceae
Product: E2 ubiquitin-conjugating protein mms2
Biological process (GO): protein K63-linked ubiquitination; DNA damage tolerance
Cellular component (GO): nucleus
Source: RefSeq, a predicted model, not a curated record
AUGAGCGCCAAGGUGCCGCGCAACUUCCGCCUCCUCGAGGAGCUCGAAAAGGGCGAAAAGGGCCUCGGCGCCGAGGCGUGCAGCUAUGGCCUCGAGGACAGCGAGGACCUCUUGAUGAGCAACUGGAACGGCACCAUCCUGGGGCCCCCUCACUCCGUCCACGAGAACCGCAUCUACAGCGUCAAGAUGCACUGCGGCGCAAAGUACCCCGACGAGCCCCCCACGAUCCAGUUCGUCAGCCAGGUCAACCUCCCCUGCGUCAAUCCCCGCAACGGCGUCGUCGACCCCAAGCAGCUCCCCUGCCUGGCACAGUGGAAGCGUGAGAACACCAUGGAGACUGUCCUCAUCGAAUUGCGGAGAUACAUGGCAGCGCCUGCGAACAAGAAGAUCCCCCAACCUCCCGAGGGCUCGACAUACUCAUGA